This is a messenger RNA of Tripterygium wilfordii, 1766 nucleotides long. RefSeq names its product NAC domain-containing protein 72-like. Lineage: Eukaryota; Viridiplantae; Streptophyta; Magnoliopsida; Celastrales; Celastraceae. The transcript has 4 exons. Gene Ontology annotation, molecular function: DNA binding. Bases 156 to 1319 code for a protein of 387 amino acids. Gene Ontology annotation, biological process: regulation of DNA-templated transcription. The record is from RefSeq and is a predicted model, not a curated record.
UGAUCACAAAUCAGCAGAGUUGUCUGGUAAGUUCUCUCUUCCAUUGCUUCUGAUUGUUUUCUCCUUGUUGUUCUUUAAUUUUGGGGGUUUUUUUUUCCUUUCCUGUUUUUGUUUCUUCAUUUCAACAUAAAUUGAAGAUAACGAGCGCAAAGGAUAUGGAUCAACCAGGUCACCGAUAUAAUCCAACUAAGGAAGAAAUACUUGACUAUUAUUUACCCCACAAGGUUAGAGGAAAUCAUUCCCAAGUCUAUGAAAUUGCAGAGAUUGAUAAUAUCCUCAAAUACGAGCCGUGGGAUUUACCCGGGCUGGUGGCGAUUCCACCAUCAAAGCGUAAAUGGCAUUUCUUUUCUCCUCGAAACAGAGGACGUACUAAAAGGCAAACAAAGGCUGGUUUCUGGAAAGUGACUGGCCGGAGCCUUGUGUUGAAGAACAUAGCGAACCAAGUCAUCAUCAAGAGAUAUUUGGUUUUCUAUACUGGUGGAUCGAGUAAGCAAGAAUGGACUAACUGGGCUAUGCACGAGUAUUAUCUGAAGCCCUCGGAUUCCAAUGAGAGGGGUUAUGUUGUCUACCGCUUACGUCAGAAGCCACCACAAAUUAAAAAGACGGUCAAUUUAGCUGCUGAUGAAGGUGAACCCAGUCGUGACUCAGCUUCAAUGGUUGAAAAUCCUAUCACAGAUAUCUCAUUGCCAGAGAUAGACCAAUUUAUGGAUGAAAUAUUGAACUCUGAUGAGCAGGAUUUCACCUCCCGCACCGAACAUCAGCCAAGCAUGCACAUUAGUCAGGAUUCCUCUUUUGUGAAUCUUCAGGGAACCAAUGGCACUAUUAAUGAUUAUACUAAGGCAUUUUCUCAAUUUGGCGUCGGUGAUCAGCACACCGUCCUUGAUGGUUCCAGCACAUCGGGGUCACUGGAUAGCCCAUAUAUUGGGUAUAUCAAUUGCACUGAAGCAGUCAACGCAACGGUAAAUCACUGUUUGCCAGAGAUGCACAUGGUGCAGGGCCUCUCUUAUGAGAACUUUCAGCAAACCAAUGGUAAUAUUGAUGAUUAUAGUUUUCUGUUGUCUCAAUCUGGUGCUAGUGGUCAGCUAGACAACAUCUCAGAGUUGGAGAAAACGUUUUCUGCUAUCCCAGAUGGACGCUUUUACUGUGGCAAUAUCCUCACUGCUCCUAGUGAGCCCAGCCCAUCAGUGUCAUUAGGACGUCUCCAUGGUGAGAAUAUCAGUGAUAUUGGAGGCGAUGAUGGUUGGGGUUGGGGUUGGGGUUGGGGUUGGGAUUUGGAUUGGUUGUUUGAACUUGCUUCUGCUUAUUCUUCCUAUACAUGAAAAUAGAGAAAAAUAAGCAGAAACAUGUAGGAGUGACCAAUGCGAAGCCCAACCUAGAACAUAAGGAAUGUCUAUGAUGUCGGACAAUAUGAUUUCCUUUGUGAGUCAAGGAAGUUGGUUUAUCACCGUGGUGGUUUGGUGAUAAACCAACUUUCUUGUCUAAUGGAUGACAUGAUAUUGUGCGGCAUCAUAGUCAUCUCCUUCAUGCUUUCUGAGUGUUAUUAGUUUUGCACUUGAAAAUACUGGUUUUAUAUAGGCUCUAAAAAUGUACUCAGCCAGCCUUGUUUGUAGUUGAGGGAUUACUCUGCUUGAACAGAAUGUGUUCUUAUGUGUAAUUGCACUAUAUUUUGUAUGCUUUGCUUUAUUUCUUAGCAUGUAUAAAGGAAAUUCCUUUCAUAUUAAUUGUAGUGUUUUUAUUUGGAGUAAACAUCCAUUUUGGUUAUCAAA